Messenger RNA from Aspergillus calidoustus, 1311 nucleotides. NCBI's taxonomy places the organism in Eukaryota, Fungi, Ascomycota, Eurotiomycetes, Eurotiales, Aspergillaceae. The record is from the annotation of a GenBank genome assembly.
AUGAAAUGCAUCCUCGGAGUCUACAAAAAGAUUCAACUCUUUCGAUUUGCAAGCUCAAUUCCUCAUCCCGAGGCUAAGUGGCUCAUGCGCCAUACACGAUUGCAUCAUUCGGCUCGAGUGUCGGGAUCAUCGCGUCUUGCGGUGGGGCAAAGAACAUCAAUGGAUCCAGGGCUCCAUAUCGCCGACGGGGGCGGCGGGGUAUUUGAAACCCCCCCCCCCCUCACCCCGAAUUUCCAAAUUCCUCCUCCUCAAUUCUUGAACAGCUCCCGUCUAUCCAGUCGCAUCACCUUAAUCCCUUCCUUCGACCUCCCACCACGACCUAGCAGCAAAAUGAGCAUCCCGCGACCUCCCCUCGACCCAGACCUGGAUCACGCGCUCUCGAAAUUCGACCCAAACAGCAGCCUCGCAACACCCGAAGCCCUCGAAACCCGCCGAAAAGGGGUGCACCUAACCUGGUCCUCCAUUUCAGCUUCCGUCUCAGACAAAAUCGCACACGCCGAAGCGACAAUAACAGGCCCCGACGGAACCCAGCUGCCAGUCUCAAUCCUCCGCUCCACAAACCCGUCGCACCAGUCUACCCCUGCAUCCGAAAAGGCAUGUAUCCUGCACUUCCACGGCGGCGGCUUCUGCACAGCGAAUCGGUUCCACGGACUAAACGUCCUCUUCGACCUUGUAACCGAAUUGAACGUCAUCGUCGUGAGCCCGGAAUACAGACUCAGCCCCGAACACGCGCAGCCUGCACAGGUGGAGGAUUGCUACGUUGCGCUGCUUUGGACGGCAAACCAUGCCUCGGAUCCGAUUCUCGGGUUUAAUGUCGAGAAGCUAAUUCUCUGCGGCGGGUCUGCGGGCGGGAAUCUGGCGGCGGGGGUAAGUCUCCUCGCGCGCGACCGGUCCGGACCGAAGAUUUUGGCGCAAAUGCUCUUCUACCCCUGGCUCGAGGAUAGCGGAACUAGUCUAUCCAUCUCGCAAUUCGGCGACGUACAGCCCUGGAGAACGCAGGAUAAUAUCACUGCGCUCGACUGGGCUCUCGGCAAGAAUCGAGAGAAUAAGAGUAUCUACACAGUCCCCGGAUCUGCUACCGUGGAAGACCUAAAGGGAUUACCGACGACGUAUGUGGAUGUCGGCGAGGCGGAUGUGUUUCGUGUUGAGGAUGUGGAGUUUGUGAGCCGAUUAUGGGCGGCGGGUAUUAGUUGCGAGUUUCAUGUUUGGCCGGGGGCGUGGCAUGCUUUUGAUACGUUUGCGCCGGGGGUCGAGGUUAGUCAGAGGGCAGUGAGGACGAGGGGGGAGUGGGUGCAUAGGUUGAUUCGGUAG